AUGAUUGCGCCCUUGGCGUUUAGCGUCUUUCUGACGACACUUGCGGCUGUCUCUGCGGAACCACCUGUGAAUUCCUACCUUCCACCUGGUUCAGGAGGUGGUAAAAAUGGUUUAGGCGGUUCGGCACCCAGUUCCUCUUAUGGAGCUCCAGGAAAUGGUGCCGGCGGUGGCUUUGGAAAUGGUGGUUUAUCUUCUACAUACGGAGCUCCUAAUGGAAAUGGAGGAAAUGGUGGGUUAUCAUCUACAUACGGAGCUCCCAAUGGAAAUGGAGGAAAUGGAGGCGGGCUCAGCUCCACUUAUGGUGCUCCCGGUGCAAAUGGAAACGGAUUUGAAGGUGCUAGCAAUGGUCUGAGUGCCACAUACGGUGCUCCAAACGGUGGUGGUUUUGGUGGAAACGGCAAUGGCGGUGCCCCAAGUUCUUCAUAUGGUGCUCCUGGUGCUGGCAACGGAGGAAAUGGAGGCGGCCGUCCAUCAUCUUCUUACGGUGCACCCGGUGCUGGUGGAUCAGGCAAUGGAUUUGGGGGAAGACCAAGCUCAUCUUACGGAGCACCUGGGAACGGUAAUGGUGCUAACGGGGGCCGAGGCGGCCGACCCAGUUCAAGAUAUGGUGCACCGGGCAAUGGCAACGGUAACGGUAAUGGCAACGGAGGUCGACCAAGCUCCUCUUAUGGUGCGCCAGGAUCUAAUGGAAAUGGUGGCCGACCGAGCUCGUCAUACGGAGCUCCUGGUUCUGGAAAUGGUUUUGGGGGAAAUGGCGGUAGGCCUAGUUCAUCCUAUGGAGCUCCAGGGGCUAACGGAAAUGGAAACGGCGGUGCUAUUGGACAGCCUAGCUCUUCUUACGGAGCUCCAGGCCAGAAUGGUAAUGGUGGCGGCUUAAGUUCAACAUAUGGAGCACCAGGAGCAGGCAAUGGUGGCUUCGGCGGUAACGGCGGUGGUCUCAGUUCUACAUAUGGUGCACCAGGAUCAGGCAACGGUGGCUUUGGAGGUAACGGACUUAGCUCUACGUAUGGCGCUCCUGGAUCCGGAAAUGGAGGCUUCGGUGGUAAUGGAGGUGGGCUGAGCUCAACAUAUGGCGCACCUGGAGCAGGUAAUGGGUUUGGAAAUGGUGGUGGAUUAAGCUCCACAUACGGAGCACCUGGUGCAGGCGGUGCUGGGGGCGCUGCUGGUUUUGCGGGCGGACUCGGUCAAGCAGGAGGCGCUGGAAGCUUUGGAUCUAAUGGCUUUGGCGGCAGCGGCUUUGGAGGAGACGACGGAAGCAGUGAGCCGGCCAAGUAUGAAUUCAGUUAUGACGUGCAGGAUCCCGAAAGUGGAAACAGUUUUGGGCACUCAGAAUCACGAGAUGGAGAUUUAGCAACAGGUCAGUUCAACGUGUUGCUACCAGACGGAAGGCGUCAGGUUGUAGAAUAUGAGGCUGACGCUGACGGUUUCAGACCACAGAUUCGUUACGAAGAUGAAGGAUUUGGCAACGGUGCAGGAGGUGCUGGUGGUGCAGGCGGUUACGCAUCUGGAGGCCCUGGCGGUGCUGGCGGCGCAGGUGGCUAUCCAGGAGGCGCUGGAGGUGCUGGAGGCGCAGGUGGUUAUCCGGGUGGAAGUGUUGGAGGUGCUGGAGGAUAUCCCGGUGGUUCAGGAAGCGGUGUUGGAGGUUAUCCAGGUGGAUCAAAUGGCGGUGCUGGAGGUUAUCCAGGUGGAUCAAAUGGCGGUGCUGGAGGUUAUCCAGGUGGAUCAAAUGGCGGUGCUGGAGGUUACCCUGGCGGAUCAAAUGGCGGUGCUGGAGGUUACCCUGGUGGCAGCAAUGGAAAUGGAGGAUAUUCAAACGGAGGAUCAAAUGGCGGUGGUGCUGGAGGUUACCCAGGUGGCAGUAAUGGAAAUGGAGGAUACCCAGGCAGUGGAUCAAAUGGAGGCGCUGGAGGUUAUCCAGGUGGUAGCAAUGGAAAUGGAGGGUAUCCAGGAGGAAAUGGUAAUGGUGCUGGAGGUGCUGGCGGUGCUGAGGGAUACGGAAGCGGAAGACCAGCCAAUGGAAGUCCUCUGGGGAGCGGAUAUUAA
Molecule: messenger RNA, 2043 nt
Organism: Ctenocephalides felis (cat flea)
Lineage: Eukaryota; Metazoa; Arthropoda; Insecta; Siphonaptera; Pulicidae
Product: pro-resilin-like
Exons: 10
Coding region: 1-2043 (680 amino acids)
Cellular component (GO): extracellular matrix
Source: RefSeq, a predicted model, not a curated record